This is a messenger RNA of Anneissia japonica, 1081 nucleotides long. Its product is annotated as BTB/POZ domain-containing protein KCTD6-like. Lineage: Eukaryota; Metazoa; Echinodermata; Crinoidea; Comatulida; Comatulidae. Gene Ontology annotation, biological process: protein homooligomerization. Gene Ontology annotation, molecular function: protein binding. The transcript is spliced from 2 exons. The record is from RefSeq and is a predicted model, not a curated record. The coding region runs from base 5 to 1081 and encodes 358 amino acids.
UGAUAUGGCUGACGAAAUAAUAAACCUAAAUGUUGGGGGAUGCAUCUAUGCAACAAGUCGCUCUACGUUAACGCGUUAUCCGGAUUCAAUGCUAGGAUCGAUGUUCAGCGGCCGCUUGCCAACUAAGGUAGAUCAUCGCAAUCGCUACAUCAUUGACGGAGACGGUCCAACAUUUCGACACAUUCUGAAUUUCCUCCGUCGAUCAAUGCUUAUCCUUCCACAUGGUUUUCAAGAGUGGAGUAUUCUAUCGGCUGAGGCACACUAUUAUCAGUUAAAAGAGCUCAUUAUACUUGUCAACACCGAAUGGCCUACACAGGAUGAGAAUGCAUCAACACAAUCAACUGCUUCAGAUUCAUACGAAUUCCGCCGGGAAUUCUUAGAAUUAGAAUGGUGUAAGCAUACAUUCGGUUUUCGGAUAUCUGCCAAAAUUAGUGUAUUUAGUCUAUUACAAUUAAGUACCGGGUAUUUCAGGUACAGUGAAGAAAACGACACAUAUACCCCAGCUGACUGGCUGUACGAUGAUCCAGAUAUAGUUUCAGAGGUCUCUCUUGAUGCAUCUACAUACUACGUAUUUUCAUUAUCGUCUGUUGAUCGACUGUCUUUGUUCGAGAAAAUUUCCGAACGUGGUUUCACCUUGUUCUCUUCAUCCUCAGGAAUUGAUGAAAAUUACACGACAUUUCAUCGCUGCUUGGUAAAUUACUGUACACUUCCAUCUAAUACGGGAUUCAAUAUUAUGGCUUUGCCUGCAGCUGAAGUUGCCGACGAGGUAUUGAACCUGAAUGUCGGGGGAUGCAUCUAUACAACAAGUCGCUCAACGUUAGCACGUUAUCCGGAUUCAAUGCUAGGGUCAAUGUUCAACGGCAGUUUGCCAUCUGCCGUCGAUGAUUGCCAUCGCUACAUCAUUGACGGAGACGGUCCAACAUUUCGACACAUUCUGAAUUUCCUCCGUCGAUCAAACCUUAUUCUUCCUGACGGUUUCCAAGAGUUGGAUAUUCUAUCGGCUGAGGCAGACUACUACCAAAUACAAGAACUCAUUCAACUAGUAAAUACACAUGGCGGAUUUAUGGCAAACCAAAAAUAA